CCGGCCGGAAGUGCCGCCCCCGCCCCGCUCUCUGGGGGCGCAGCCGCCGCUGAUGGCCGCCGCCCGCCGGCGGCGCGCAGGGACCGGGCGCAGGCCGGGAGCCCACACGGCGGCACACACAGCGCGGAGAGGGUGAUCUUCACAGAAACUCCUAAAGGCUUCAAAGAUUUAUUUUGGGCAAAACAGAUGAGAGACAUUCUGAUAAAGUAAAAUGGAUCCUUGUUCAGUUGGAGUUCAGCUCCAAGCCACCAAUGAAUGCCAUAAGACCUAUUACACCCGUCACACCGGCUUCAAGACCAAACAAGACAUCUCUUCAUCUGACCUGCUGCUGCUUCAGCUCAGGACUGGGAUAACCCUGUCAGAGAGCAACACAAUCUGCCUCCACCAUGCCAAAAUUUACAUUGAACGGUUUGAAGACUUACAGAAAUCCUGUUGUGACCCCUUCAACAUCCACAGAAAACUAUCAAAGAAAAACUUGCGAGCAAUUGACUUAGACGAUGCAGCUUUUCUAAGUGCCAAGUUUGGAAGGCAGUUUGUUCCAGGUUGGAAGCUUUGUCCCAAAUGUAUGCAGAUAAUAAAUGGAAGUGUGGAUGUGGAACCUGAGGAGCGACAAAGGAGAAGGCUGGAUCCAGAUGGGCGUACAGCCAAGGCUUUAAAGUCACUCCAGUUUGCUAACCCAGGACGACAAACGGAGUUCACUCCAGAGACCAGUAAAAGGGAAAAAAGAAGGCAAACAAAAAUCUCAGUGUUUAAUUCAGACAGGCAAGUUAUCCCAGCCAAGAGUAAGGUGUAUGACAGCCAGGGGCUGCUGCUGUACAGCGGGAUGGACCUGUGUGACUGCCUGGAUGAAGAUUGCCUGGGCUGCUUCUAUGCCUGCCCCAAGUGCGGCUCCAACAAGUGCGGCACCGAGUGUCGCUGCGACCGCAAGUGGCUGUACGAGCAGAUCGAGAUCGAGGGAGGGGAGAUCAUCAGGAACAAGCACGCUGGGUAGGGGACCCGUGCAUUAUUCCAUCCUGGAUGGGUGGGCCACGCUUUGGUUAAACACAGCAUGAGCAGCAUUUAAUUGAAUGGAAGCUAUUGGGACUUGCCAGGACCCACAUGAUGGGUGUGCUUGCUUUCACAGUCAUUUUCAGUGUGGUUAUGGACAUAACCAUACUGCUGUUUUUCACACUUGAGUUCUGCACUGCAGUUAGGCUUCUUAGCCGUGCAGGUAGGAUCUCACUCAACAGUACAAGGUGCUGAAUUCUAAUGUCAUCUAUCCUGAGAUGUGCACUGUUCUUUCAUUCAGUGUUUUAUAGGAUGCACUGUUUCUGUGUAUUCCUCAUUUCUCCUUCUCAGUUUCAGGCUCUCAUGGGUUUUAAUCUGUUUUAUGUGAAAUGCUGUGAAAGUUCUCAAAGAAUUUACAUGCAGUGUUAAUAGAACUCUCUUUCUAGAAUUAACAGUGAAUACUGGGUCUUCUAUAGAGUAUUGAAGCUACACCUGAUAAAUCCAAUCCUGUUCACUUAAGGAGUCAAAAUAAUUUUGUUGUUCAGGUCUCAUCCCAGUUAGUGGGAUUUGAGGUCAGAUUAUCCUUAUGAAUUCAUAAGGAUAUGAAUUCAUAUUAAUUCAUAUGAAUUCAUAUUAAAAUAUUGAAAUUAAGCUGUCAAGGCAUUGUGUUAAAGUAUUACUUAUUACUUUUUCUGUAGAACAAAAUUAAAAUAAUUUGUCUGUUAUCAGUCUGUGAUUGGACUGAACCAGUAUUUCAGCAUCCCUCUCUUGAGUUUUUUUCUUUUUUUACUGAUUUUUAACUUGAGUUUCUGUUUCCAAUUAUCUAGACUGUUAUCAGAAAAACCCAGAUGAAUGGACAGUAUCUUCGGUUGAUACAUUCUCUGUCUUCAUAAUAUUAAAGUUUUACACUAUAAAAAAACUUACUGAAAAGAUAUUAUAAAUUAAGUUCUAGUAACAUUUUUAUUCUUUGUAUUUUUGUUGUGUUUUGUAUAAUUUCCUAUUCUUUGAUGACUUGGAAGAUCUGCAUGUUUGUUAGGUCACAUUUUUCCAAUAAUACUUUAAGUUCUUGCAGACUUACUUGGUAAAGUUUUAUAAUUUUGCAAUGUGCUCAGCAGAACUUUUUCAGUUCUGCUAAGUGUCAUGAAUGUUGCCUUUCCAAAAUCCAAAGUUAUGCUUUGAGUUCUGCUGACAUCUGCUGGUCCUGCUGGAGUAUAAACACUGAGAUGCUACAUUUUUAUUAAAUCUGUUGUAAAAAUA
This is a messenger RNA of Lonchura striata (white-rumped munia), 2244 nucleotides long. It is a transcript of the gene ARL14EP, whose product is annotated as ARF like GTPase 14 effector protein. Gene Ontology annotation, cellular component: intracellular membrane-bounded organelle. The record is from RefSeq and is a predicted model, not a curated record. Lineage: Eukaryota; Metazoa; Chordata; Aves; Passeriformes; Estrildidae.